Molecule: messenger RNA, 3390 nt
Organism: Dictyostelium discoideum AX4
Lineage: Eukaryota; Evosea; Eumycetozoa; Dictyosteliales; Dictyosteliaceae
Exons: 2
Coding region: 1-3390 (1129 amino acids)
Source: RefSeq, a predicted model, not a curated record
AUGAAUAUGAGUAAUAAGAAUAAUAUAUCAGUACAACAGUUAGAGAAUGAUAAAAAACUGUUACUGGAAUAUAUAUUCGAAAUGAAUUCACAAAUUUUGAAAUAUUCAAAAUAUUCAAUUAUAAAUGAUAGUAACUUUCUUUCAUUAAAUGUUGAAGAGUUAAUUCAAUUUUUGAAAAAAUCAUCACCUCAACAACCACCACCAACACACCCACCAACACAACACCCACCAUUACCAGUAAUCCCUAAUAAAAGUAUAACACCACCACAACCAAAUUCUACAUCACCCUCCACUAAUAAUAGUAAUAUAUUAUCACCAACGACAACAAUAACAACAGCAACAACAACAUCUAUCACCAAUAAUAACAGUUUAUAUAAUGAUAAUAAUAAACAACAUUUAAUAAAAAGCCCACAAUCAACACAUUCAUCCAAUAGUAGUACAAGUAGUAAUAGUAGUUUAAAUAAUAAUAAUAUUAAUAGUUAUAAUAAUAGUAGUAAUGAUCAAAUUAAAAGAUUAUUACCAGAUAAUUAUGGUAUUUUAUCAAAAGAUCAAUUUCAUUUUGCAAGUUAUGAAACCUAUUUAUUAAUUUGUCAUUUUGGUAGAUCAAAUGAUAUAGUUGAUUUAGAGAAAGAAGAGACAUUUAGAAUUCAAAAUGAAAUUUCAAAAGUUAAACAUGAUGGUUUUAUUAAAGCAUUAUCACCACCACCACCAUCAUCAUCAGUAAAUAAUAAUAGUUCUAAUAAACCACCACCAUUCAGUUCAAUUUUAUAUAGGUUAUGGUUAUUAAAAAAUUUUAAUUUUAAUUUAUUCGAUACUCAAGAAUCAUUAUUAAUUUGGUUAAAAAGACAAUUGUAUAUAGUUUUGGCAAGUUUUUCAAAUUUAAUUAAAUAUAAUGAUCCAUAUGAUGAAAAAGAUAAUUCAACCAUUAAUCAAUUAAAAUUACUUUGUUAUAAUUUAGAGAUUUCAUUUCAACAAGAUCCCCCACCACAAUCGAAUCAAGAUACGAUUUAUUUAACACCAUUUAAUAAUUUAGAUUAUUUUAUUGGUAAUUUAAUUAUUAAAUCACCAAUUAUUAAUAAUAAUAAUAAUAAUAAUAAUAAUAAUAAUAAUAAUAAUAAUAAUAAUAAUAAUAAUAAUAAUAGUAAUAAUAAUAAUAAUAAUAAUAAUAAUAAUUCACCAUCUCAACAAAAUAAUUUAAAUCAAGCAAUUCAAGCUACAAAAUAUCAAAUUGAUAAAAUUAUACCAUAUCAAUUUCCAUUAAAUACAAAUUUAUUUGAAGAUUUAUUAUUUUAUAGUUUAUUUGAAUUUGAUGAUGACAGUGGUUCAAUAAAGUUUAUUGGUGAUGAACAUUUUAGAGUUUCAACAAAUUUAAAACCAUUUUCAGUUGCAUUGAAAAUUACACCAACAAUGGAGAUGAUUUGUCAAUUGAAUUGUUUCAUAUUGGCAUAUAAUGCUGAACCAAAUGAAAGACAUUUGAGACGUUUACAAUUAUCAUUAAAUGCAAUUCAAAAUUUAAUUGAACAUUCUUUAUCAUUAAUUCAAGAUCCAAAUACAAGUGCUGGUCCAUUAUUAAAGGCAACUUUGAAAAGUAUUGCUCAAUGGCUAGUUAAAUUCUUAAGUGAUGUACAUAGUUAUAGAGGUACAACAUCAUCUCCAACAAAGGAUAUUCAUUUAUGUUGUUCAAUUUAUGUUCAGUCAAGAGAGAUGUGGAAUUAUUUAUCAACUUCGUCAUCGUUGUCAUCAUCGUCAUCGAGAAAUUCAAUACAAUUAAAAACAAGUGAAAGUUCAUUUAUAUCAUUUAUAACAUCAUCAGUAUCAAAACAUUAUCAAAGAAUUUCAGAACAAUUUAAACCAUUAACUUUAGAGAAUUUCUCUGAAUUUGUUGAAAGUUUAAUACCAGAGAUUAAAUUGAAUUUAGAUGUUUAUACAAGUGGUUUUAAAGAGUUUAAUAGUAAAUCUAAAAUGUUGGCAUUGACAGAGGUGGUUAAUCUUUAUUCAGCAGAUUUGAAAUUAGUAUUUGCCGAUGUUUAUUUCCUAUCACCAAUGUUAAUUCAAUCGGUUCAAUCAGCAUCAAACUUUCAAAUUAUGUUGGAGAAAUUUGAUUUAAUUCCAAAAGAUUCAUUACCACCCGUUAAAACUUAUGUUUCAUCAGUCAUUGGUACAUGGUGUCAAAAUCAAGAAAAAGAUUUCACAAAAUGGUUCGAAAAUAUAUUUAAACUUGAUAAAUUCACACCAUUGGAUAAGGAUGUUAAACAUUCAUCAUCGGUUGUUGACAUGUUUACUAUGUUUUAUCAAACUAUAUCAACAUUGGCUAAAAUGAAAGGUUCAUUAUCUGAUAAUUUCCCUGCAUUCAUUUUAACACUAUCCGCUUUGUUUAAUGCAAAUUGUCUUUUAACUUAUAAUACACAAAUUGAACAAAUGACAAUGUGUAAUCAAUCAAAACAUACAACAUUGUACCCUAGCUCUUUGAAUGAGAAAAUUCAAAAUAAAGGUAAAAUUAGAAAAAGUAUUUCAACAUCUUCAAAUCAAAUCUCUUCACAAUUACAAUCUUCAUUAACAAUGUCAAAAGCAAUACCUGACCCAAAUCAAACGGUAAUUCAAACAAAACUUCAAACAAUGACACUUCAAAAACUAUGUAUUUGCGUUAAUAAUUUAGACUAUAUUCUAUUGAAUAUUAAUACCUAUAUCAAUGAACAUUCAUUCAAUAAUGAAACAUUAAGAGGCAAGUUAAAGGAACUCUUUUCUUCAACUCAAAUUACAAUCGCUGAUACAUUGAAAUCUUUGGUCGAUUUCAUUGGUACUCGUGUGGUAUUCUAUGAUUGUAAACAAUCAAUCGUUGAAUCAAUCUAUUCAUCACCACCAUUGAAUACAAAUGAUAGAAUAUCCGAUAUAUUAGAAUCAUUAAGUCCACAUUUGAAAACCAUUUACAAUAGUACUCAGUCAUUGGAGAGAGGUAAUGAUAUUUUAGCUUCAGUUAGUAGAUCAUUUUUACAAGCAAUGGAAUUCGCCAUACUCUAUGGUGGUCCAACAAGAUAUUUUCAACCAAAAGAUGCUGAAUUAAUCGAAUAUGAUUUGGAAUUGGCAAAGGAUUUCUUUUUAGAUCGUGAUGAUAAUGGUGUUGCCACUGCUGUAUCCGAUGAAUUGUUUGAAAGUUAUGUUGCUAAUCUAAGAAAGGUCGUACAAUUAUUAAUGGAUUUAUCAUCAGAUAUUCUAAUUGAACAAUAUGAUAAUACAAACAAAGGUAAAUCAUCACAAUUCUCAAAAGAAAUAAUCCUUUGUGUUUUGGUUCAUAGAAAUGAUAAACCUUCUAGAUCUUUUAUUAAAAAGAAACUAAAUGAUCCUCAUUACUUGUCAAUUAAAAAAAAUUCAAAAAUUAAUUUUUUAACAUAA